CUUCAUUGCAUUGUUCAUUCUGUCAAGAAAACUCAUUCUGCAUCCAAUUUUUUGAAGCAGCUGUUUGCACAGUCCUCCGUCUAGUCGUCGACAUAAUUUUAUUUUUUAACAGUCGUCCAUGCACACUUACCCCACAGCCACAACAUAACCAUUUACAGUUCACGUCCAUUCACACUUUUCCAGCCUAAACUUUUUCACACACCUCCACUAAUCGUGAAUGAAUCUACUUCGCCAUGCAGUUUCAAAACAAAAGCGACGGUUCAUCGACAAAGAGGCUGGUCUGGAUCUGGACCUAGCCUACAUCACGCCUUCGCUCAUUGCCAUGGGAUAUCCUUCAAAAUCUCUUGAGGCAUUUUAUCGUAAUCCCAUGAGUGAUGUCGAAAAGUUCCUUGAUUCUCGUCAUCCAGGCGAAUAUAAAGUCUACAACUUAUGCUCCGAGAAAUCUUACUCUGAUCAACGGUUCCAUGGUCGAGUCGCACAGUUCCCAUUUCCAGAUCAUUCACCACCGCCCUUUCAACUGAUUCACCCUUUUUGUGAAGAUGUCUCCGAUUGGCUACACACAACUCCUGGGAAUGUUGUUGCCGUCCAUUGCAAAGCUGGAAAAGGAAGAACAGGUGUGAUGAUCUGUGCAUUCCUAGUCCAUUGCGGCGCAACAGCAGUUGAAGCUAUCAAGCUGUAUGGAGAAAAGAGAACGCUUGAUGGUUGCGGUGUUACUAUCCCUAGUCAAAUACGCUACAUUCACUAUUAUGAACAAUUUCUGGAGAGCAGGACUCUUAAUUACGAUCCACGUCUGCUAACUCUACAUGAAAUAACUAUCGACACUAUACCUAAACCAUUAUUGAGCCAGGAGAAUGGAGCAAACUAUUUAGUUUUAACUAUAUUGACCGGAGAGGUUAAGAUCUACGAAUCUUUACCAGAUCAUUGCACUAUCGAUCACACAAAUCAGCGGAUCAGAAUAAGCAUCACUGAUAAAAUCGUCCUUGCGGGUGAUGUCAAAAUGAUGCUCUGGUAUGACAGCCUGUACAAAAGAUCCCAUCUCUGCCAUUUUCAUUUCAACACCACGUUCAUUGACGAUACAGAGAAUAUCCUGGACCUAAAAAAGCAUGAAGUGGAUAAAGCCUGCAAAGAUAAGCUACAUUCAAUCUUUGAUAAGGACUUCAAGGUCAACGUCCGAUUCUCCCCAGCACUGGCUCAACAGUCGCCGCUACCAACUCUAGACAGUCUUCCCAACCGCGCGAUCCUACUCAAAUAUAGGAACCAUAACGGACCUAACAGCAUCGAGGUUUUACCUCCAUUCUUCUCAACCGUAAGAUCUUCAACAGCACAAAAGAACUCUGCACUUGCGCUAUUUGGAUUUGGGAGAGGGAGUGGAAGGGAGGGGACAAAGGAAGGGAAACCAGAAUGUGGUGGCAGUCAAGAGAGAACAAGUUUAGAAAAUACCCCUCCUUCACCUCAAAACCUGGAUGAACCUAACAGCAACCUUCCGCCUAUAUCACCUUCGUCCCCUCCGUCUCAGCCGGUAUCCUCAAAUAUUAAGGCUAUUCGCAAUGGAGCCCCUAUUCUUGUACAUAGUAGUAGCAAAACUGCUUUUAAGCCCAUGUGGAGCAAUGAUAAGGAUCGAGACCGUGAUGAUAACUGGGACGCAUCCUCGGUUAGCAGUGAUUGUUCAGAAUUCGAUUCUGAAUGGUGGUACACGAAGCCGCCUCGUCCAACGGUGCAUUCUAGUGUGGAUGCUGCUGCAGGAACGGCUUCCGCAAGUAUAGUACAACCAGAAAGUAUACGAACAGACCUAGAAGCACAUGGAUCACUCUCCACUGGCAUCCAAAAUGACCAACCUAUCAAUCAUCAGGAUUCCUUGUCAUUAUCCUCACCACUAUUACCACUAUCGAAUCAUUUACGUUUAACAUUGAUGACAUCCAAUAUUCAAAGUAAUGCUCCUGGCACAAUGGCCUCAGGAGGGAUAAUGAUUCCUUCAUCGCCUUCAAGUGCUUAUAGGAGUCCUCCACAUUCUGCGUCAUCGCCGUUAGCGCGUGAGAUUAAAUUUGACGCAGAAUCUUCGUCGUUGUCGGGCGCCAAGUCCAUGAUGUCAUGUCCUUCCUCUGAUGAUGAGAGCGCGGGUACAGGCAAAAUGAGGGAUGAGACUCAUGUUAAUUGGAAGAAACCACCAUUACAUAGGGACUAUCUCGAUGAAAAUGGUCUUCCUCCUUUUAAUACUGAAAAUGGUUACCGCCCAGAGAGCUUGGAUUCAAAAUCACUACGCGAUCAAGAGCGAGGAUGGUGGGCCGAGUCGAUGACUCGCUGGUUUUGGUCCGCAGAAGAUCAAAAGGAGCAAGAAACAAAUAACAGGGAGCACCCCUAGCUUCGGAAACAAACACGCCAUUUUAAUAUAUAUUGACAAAUAGAGGCUAUAUACCAGAUACUGUUUAAAGACUCUGGGGCCAAUCGUAUAGUAUUUUUAUUUUUUAUUCUUAUUUUUAUUUUUAUUGAGAUUUUUACGUCGCACUACGCAUUUGACAUAGCGUGUGUCAUUUUUGCAUGAAAUCGCGGAAUCUCAUCCCACAGUUGCUCCCUAGAAACGUCAAAUUAAUUACAGAUAGUUAAUGUUUAUACUUGAGACUUUUUGAGCUUGGGAUACAAACAAACUACGCUAGCAAUAAAUAUAGUGAUAGUAGUGAUAGU
Molecule: messenger RNA, 2679 nt
Organism: Lobosporangium transversale
Lineage: Eukaryota; Fungi; Mortierellomycota; Mortierellomycetes; Mortierellales; Mortierellaceae
Exons: 9
Coding region: 218-2359 (713 amino acids)
Biological process (GO): regulation of phosphatidylinositol 3-kinase/protein kinase B signal transduction; cell motility; phosphatidylinositol dephosphorylation
Cellular component (GO): cell projection; nucleus; plasma membrane
Molecular function (GO): phosphatidylinositol-3,4,5-trisphosphate 3-phosphatase activity; protein tyrosine phosphatase activity
Source: RefSeq, a predicted model, not a curated record